Messenger RNA from Salvelinus sp. IW2-2015, 7041 nucleotides. Lineage: Eukaryota; Metazoa; Chordata; Actinopteri; Salmoniformes; Salmonidae. The record is from RefSeq and is a predicted model, not a curated record.
UCGGCCGUGGCUUGCUUCGAUUGGAGGAGCCAGCUGUGUUCAGCUGCAGUGUAGGCAGAUCAGAUCAGUGCGGAGAGUGGCGAGACAAGGCAGCCUCUGUCUCCUGCAGCCGGAGGGAGCUCAGCGCUCAGCAGUGCAGAGCUAGAGGAGAGCAGUGGGUCUGCAGUACGAAGCAGGCAGGCAGGGCUGGAACACUGGUGCUUUAGGACUGGAGCAGGGCUACAGGAGGAACCUGGGCUAACCUAACCUGGACUGGACUAGGCUGUAGCUGGGCUUUCCUGAACUUAGCUCCAUUAGGCUGGUCCAAGGUCCAGACUGCCAGGGACAGGUGGCCAGAGCUGGGUGGUGAUCCCAGGCCAGAGGGCUCUGUCUGGGGGUGACGUGGUUGGGCACCUGGGUAUGGGCUGCUCGGCCAGCUUGGUGCUCCUCCAGGUCCUGCGUUCCGUGGGCCGGGCCAACUGUGCCCACAUGUGCUCCCGCCAGGACCAGCUAUCCCUGGACGCCUUGCCGCCCGGCGAGGGCCACGCCACCUCCGGGGGAAGUAGAGCCCUCACCAUCAUCGUUAUGCAGGAGAAACCCAAGCUGAUAGACCCUCUGGACUACGAGGCUGUGAUCUGUGACCUGGGAGAUGAGCUGAAUGAAGACCCCCUCAGAGAGAUGCUCCUCUUCCCCGACAACGAUUUCACGGUGUCCACAGUGCCUCUGGAGAGACGGACAUUGCAGUCCACCGUGCCCCAGGGGGCCGAGCUCCAGGCCGAGUGUCUGCUGGUCAGACAGGCCUGCGAGUACUACAACUCCCAACUACACGUGGUCCAUUACAAAUAUGAUGAGUACGCAGGAGAUUACCGACUACUUCCCAGGAAGCUGUACAAGGCGGAGAAGUUGCCCUCCCACUCCUUUGAGAUUGACCAUGAGGACGUGGACAAGGAUGAGGACACAACGUCUUUGUCCUCGUCUAAAGGAGGGGGAGGAGGAGGAGGGAUCGGUGUGUUCCGAUCGGGAUGGCUCUAUAAAGGGAACUUCAACAGCACUGUCAACAACAGCAUCACUGUUCGGUCGUUCAAGAGGAGGUACUUCCAGCUGACACAGCUGACUGAUAACUCCUACAUCAUGAACUUUUACAAAGAUGAAAAGAUCUCCAAAGAACCCAAGGGCUGCAUCUUCCUGGACUCGUGUACCGGUGUGGUUCAGAACAACCGUCUGAGGAAGUACGCCUUUGAGCUGAAGAUGAACGAGGUGACGUACUUCGUGCUGGCGGCGGAGAGCGAGCAGGACAUGGAGGAGUGGAUCAGUACCUUGACCCGGAUCCUUCAGAUCAGCCCCAACGACGGCCCCACCCCACUGACGCAGCUGGACCGUAAGAAUGUAGACCUCAUCGACACACGGCAUGACGUCUGUGAUCUGUCUCUAAGCGACGUGUGUUUACCUGAGAAUGAAGAGACGACAGAGAGCGGCAUCAACCCUGAGCUGGCYAAGUAUUUCUCUGAAACUGAGGAGGUGGUCCGAUCGGCCAGAAGAGAAGAGAGGCUCAACCUGUUCUCCCUGGACCCUGACACCCCGGUGUUGAGGAGUCCGCGGGAGGAGUACCCUAGGGGUGAGGGCCCCCCAAUCCGUCCCUUCGAGGAGAAGCUGGGGAGGAGGCUGAUGAUCGCCUGUGGAUCCCUCAACCUGACGCUGCAGGGCUGCAUCAAUGAGACCGAGGCUGGUCCUGUCACCAACAUUGAGCCCUUCUUUGUGACUGUGGCCCUGCUGGAUGUGCGUGAGGGGAGGAAGGUGUCGGCCGACUUCCAUGUUGACCUGAACCACGAGACGGUGCGUCAGAUGCUGGGCGGGGCUGGGUCGGGAGGGCCCGGGGCGGGGCAGGAGAAUGGACUGAGCUCCCCUGCAGAGAAGAGACCUGGAGACUGUCAUCUCAGCCUGGACCUGGACGACUGGCUCCGUUUCCCCAAACAGGCCAUCUUCUCAGUGACAAACCCCCACACGGACAUUGUUCUAGUGGCGAGGGUGGAGAAGGUGCUGAUGGGAAAUAUUGCCGUGGGAACAGAGCCGUACAUCAAAAACACAGACUCCAGCAAGACGGUUCAAAAGAUGCUGAAAUCCAACAAGCAGUUCUGCAGUAAACUGGGGAAGUACCACAUGCCCUUUGCCUGGUGCAUCAGGUCUGUGUUUAAGGACAACCAGGGGACGGUGGACCGGGAGUCUCGCUUCUCGCCCCUCUUCAAACAGGAGAGCAACAAGAUCUCCACCGAAGAUCUCAUCAAGCUGGUGUCUGAGUACAGGAGGGCUGAGAAGACCAGCAAACUGCAGACCAUUCCAGGGAACCUGGACAUCACAGUGGACUAUGUCCCUAUGGAGCAUCCAAACUGUGUGACGUCAUCCUAUGUGCCCGUCAAGCCCUUCGGGGACUGCAGCCAGCACCAGGCCACCGUGGAGGUGGAGGAGUUUGUCCAGGACUCCACCAAGUUCACCCAGCCACACCACGUCUACAAGAACCACGUCUACAUCUACCCCCGACACCUCAAAUACGACAGCCAGAAGAGCUUCGCCAAGGCUCGUAACCUUGCAGUCUAUGUGGAGUUUCGGAGUUCAGAUGAGGAAAUUGCCAAACCUUUGAAGUGCAUAUACGGCAAGCCUGGGGGUCCAGUUUUCACCACAGCAGCCUGCUCCACGGUCCUUCAUCACUCCCAGAACCCAGACUUCUAUGAUGAGGUGAAGAUUGAAUUGCCCACCCAGCUCCACGAGAAGCACCAUCUACUCUUCUCCUUCUACCAUGUGACCUGUGACAUCAACGCCAAGACCAACUCCAAGAAGAAGGAGGCCCUGGAGACCCCAGUGGGCUACUCGUGGCUGCCUCUGCUCAGAGAGGGUCGCCUGGCCUCACAGGAGUUCAACAUCCCUGUGUCCUGUAGCCUGCCCCCUGGAUACCUGCUCGUCAAAGAACCUGGAUCUACUAAGAACGGCUCAGAUCUGAAGUGGGUGGACGGAGGUAAGCCCAUAUUCAAGGUCUCCACCAACGUCCUCUCCACAGUCUAUACUCAGGACCCCCACCUGAACCGCUUCUUCCAGCAGUGCCAAAAACGAGACACGGACCUCUCCCAAUCACCUACCUCAAACUUCCUCAACUGCCUAAAGGGCUUACUGAGCAUUGAGAAGAUUCCAGUGAUAAUUCGUUUCCUGCCUGUGCUCUUCAACCAGCUGUUCAAGGUCCUCACCCAGAACGACAACGACGAAGUCACCACCACCACCACCAGGGUGCUGGUCCACAUUGUUGCCAAGUGCCAUGAAGAAAACCUAGACCACUACCUGCACUCCUACAUAAAGUUUGUGUUCAAGGCGGAGUCGCAUGGCUUCCGGACGGUCCACGAGGAGCUGGCCAAGGGCAUGACCUCUGACCUGAAGAGCAACGAGCAGCCGGCCGUCAGGAACAUCCUCAGGUUUUCCUGGUUCUUCUUCGAGCUCAUUGUCAAGUCCAUGGCCCAGCAUCUAGUGGACUCAGACAAUAUCAAGCUCCCUCGACCACAGAGGCUCCCUUCAACCUACCUGAGUCGCCUGGAGAGCCUAGUCAUGACCGUGUCCGACCACAUCUUCUGGAAGAGCAAGGAGCUGGCAGAGGAAACCCGCAGUGCCAACCUGGCCGUGGCAGCCUUUGUCAAGCGUUGCUUCACCCUCAUGGACCGAGGGUUCACCUUCAAGCUGAUCAGCAACUAUGUCAACAUGAUCACAGCCACUGACAACAAGGUGCUGUGUGAGUUCAAGUUUGAGUUCCUGCGAGAGGUGUGCAACCACGAGCACUACAUCCCUCUCAGUCUGCCCCUCCCCUCCGCUCAAAUCACAGACAACGCAUCACAAGAAAGGCAAAGUGCUCAGGUGGAUGUGCCGGAGUACAGCCUGACGGGCGAGUUCUGCCGGAAGCACUUCCUGACGGGCUUGUUGCUACGGGAGCUGGGCCUGGCGUUGCAGGAUGAGCAGGACCUGCGCCACCUGGCCCUCGCCAGCCUCAAGAACCUGAUGGCCAAGCACUCGAUGGACGCCCGCUAUGCCAUGAAGGAUAAACAGGCGAGGAUAGCGUCCCUUUACCUGCCUCUGUACGGCCUCAUCCUGGACAACAUGCCUCGCUUCUUCCUCCGAGACCUUUUCCCCAUCUACUUCACCUCCAGUGACCAAGGUUCAAGAGACGACCUGAGUGUGGGAGUGGGCGUGGCAGGUCAGGUGGCUCACGUCAUUCGCCAUGGUAACUCGGUGGAUGCCUCCUUUUCCAAAGAAGUGCUCAACUCCAUCACAGCCUUCUCCUCCCUGGCUGUUUCCACGGGUAACCAUGCCGACUCACGGGGUUCUCUGAUCAGCAUAGAGUCCAACCCCAGCACCAGUGACAGGAACAGCGAGAAGAUGGACGGAUGUGAAAAGUUUGCCCGGCCUCAGUCUCUGAUAGGCUUUGGAUCUCGCUUUGACAAGCUGGACCAGGCCGAGACGCGCAGUCUGCUCAUGUGUUUCCUCCACAUCAUGAAGACCAUAUCGGAGGAGGUGAUGGUUUCCUAUUGGCACCGAGCCAUACACCAGGAGAUCUCCGACUUCUUCAACAUCCUGGAGCUGUGUCUCCAGCACUUUAGAUUCCUGGGGAAGCGCCACAUAGCCAGGAAGCUAGCGGCCGUGGUAAAGCUGGCCCAGGGCACCCAGAACAAUGGCACCCUGAAGGGCUCUAACCAUUCCGCCCAGUCCUCCACAGGCCUGCUCCCUCAAUGGAUGCUGUCAGGACAGGAUGGCCAUCGGCACGCCCGCUCCCAGACAAUGCCCAUCAUCCGGGCCAAGAACGCCCUGACCAACCCCAAGCUGCUGCAGAUGAUGGAGACUGAUGGGAACAUCCCAGAGGGUGACCACCUGAGCCCGACGGACAUCGAGGCCAAUCUGUCCACCGAGGUGGCCCUCAUCGUACUGGAUGUCCUGGGCCUCUUUGUCCAUCACCACAAGAAACAGUUACUGCAGGACGAGGGUCAGAACCUGCUGAUGAGGAAGGUGUUCGACACCUACCUCCUGUUCUUCCAGAUCAAUCAGUCCACCAGCACCCUGAGACACGUCUUUGCUGCCCUGCGCCUCUUCAUACAGAAGUUCCCCUCUGCGUUCUUCCAGGGUAAAGCGGACCUGUGUGGCUGCCUGUGCUACGAGAUCCUGAAGUGUUGUAACCACCGCUCCAGCUCCACCCAGACUGAGGCCUCCGCACUCCUCUACUUCUUCAUGAGGAAAAACUUUGAGUUCACCAAGGGGAAGUCCAUCGUCCGCUCCCACCUACAGCUGAUCAAGGCAGUGAGUCAGCUGAUCGCGGAUGCUGGCAUCGGAGGCUCACGCUUCCAACAGUCUCUGGCCAUCAUCAAUAACUUUGCCAACGGAGAUGCUCCUCUCAAGAACACACCGUUCCCUGCCGAGGUGAAAGACUUGACCAAGCGGAUCCGCACGGUGCUGAUGGCCACGUCCCAGAUGAAGGAGCACGAGAAGGACCCGGAGAUGCUGGUGGACCUGCAGUACAGCCUGGCCAACUCCUACGCCAGACGGCACCGAGCUCCGGCGGCCAUGUGUUACAAUUCACAUCUCAGCCCUGAUCCGCUGAGCCCUCAAGAGGAGAGGCUACUGGAAACUGACAAGGCCAGGAUGUUAAGUGUGGUUCCUGAGGAGCCCAAUGUCAUUAACUGUAGCCCCUUACUAACCCCCCGAGAUGGAGAAACGUCGUUCUCCAUGGGCUGGGCGGCCUUCCUGUGCAUCUCACCRAACGUGAAGGAAGAGGGGGCCAUGAAAGAGGACACAGGGACUCAGGAUACCCCCUACACUGAGGACACUCUAGUGGAGCAGCUGGAGCUGUGUGUGGACUACCUGUGGAAGUCUGAGAGGCACGAGCUCAUCGCCGAUAUCAACAAACCCGUCAUUGCCGUCUUUGAGAAGAGGCGAGAUUUCAAGAGGCUAUCGGAGCUGUACUACGACAUCCACCGCUCCUACCUGAAGGUGACAGAGGUCGUGAACUCUGAGAAGCGUCUGUUUGGCCGAUACUACCGCGUGGCGUUCUACGGAUUGGGAUUCUUUGAGGAGGAGGAGAGUAAAGAGUUCAUCUACAAGGAGCCUAAGCUGACAGGACUGUCCGAGAUCUCCCAGAGGCUCCUCAAACUCUACUCGGACAAGUUUGGGGCCGACAACGUCAAGAUGAUCCAGGACUCCAACAAGGUAAAUCCUAAAGACCUGGACCCCAAGUACGCCUACAUCCAGGUGACCUACGUAGUGCCCUACUUCGACGACAAGGAGCAGCAGGAGAAGAAGACGGACUUCGAGCGACAUCACAACAUCAAUCGCUUCGUGUUCGAGACGCCGUUCACUCUGUCGGGGAAGAAACAUGGCGACGUGGAGGAGCAGUGCAAGAGACGCACCAUACUAACCACGAACUCCACAUUCCCCUACCUGAAAAAGCGUAUCCAGGUGGUGGAGCAGCAGAGCACGGAGAUGAACCCCAUCGAGGUGGCCAUCGACGAGAUGUCCUGCAAGGUGUCCGAGCUCAACCAGCUGUGUGCCAUGGCAGAGGUGGACAUGAUCCGGCUGCAGCUSAAACUGCAGGGUAGCGUCAGCGUCAAGGUCAAUGCAGGGCCCAUGGCCUAUGCCCGAGCCUUCCUGGAAGAGAAAAAUGCCAAGAAGUACCCCGACAACCAAGUCAAACUGCUCAAGGAGAUUUUCAGGCAGUUUGCAGAGGCGUGCGGCCAGGCGCUGGAUGUCAACGAGCGGCUGAUCAAGGAGGACCAGCUGGAGUACCAGGAGGAGAUGAGAGCCCACUACAGGGACAUGCUCACGGAGCUCUCCACCGUCAUGAAUGAGCAGAUCCCUCACACAAGACCACCAGGAACAGAACGACACAGCGCCUUCUGAGCAGCCAAUAGGCAUGCUGGAAUCUGACAGUGCCUAGGAGGACAUGUUUACCCAAAAUGGCUCCUGGUGACAGACGUCGUUUUUCCUCCUGCCAGGAAUUAUACAGAAAGGAGCAGGGGACUGGAACUGUGACUUUAUGGGAACUGG